This is a messenger RNA of Diabrotica virgifera virgifera (western corn rootworm), 1827 nucleotides long. RefSeq names its product cytochrome c1, heme protein, mitochondrial-like. The transcript has 5 exons. The coding region runs from base 17 to 952 and encodes 311 amino acids. Gene Ontology annotation, biological process: mitochondrial electron transport, ubiquinol to cytochrome c. NCBI's taxonomy places the organism in Eukaryota, Metazoa, Arthropoda, Insecta, Coleoptera, Chrysomelidae. The record is from RefSeq and is a predicted model, not a curated record. Gene Ontology annotation, molecular function: electron transfer activity; heme binding.
UUCGUUUUUAAUAAUUAUGUCACAUCUACAAAAAAAUUUUAUUUUACGUGUAAGUCCAGUCAAUACUAGUUUUAUUAGAAAGAUAAAGACUUAUUUUUCGAAAAAAUCAAAGAAUUGGCAAAAGAAAGCGAUUGGUGCCUUUGGAUUAUUAAUUGGAGGAACAGGUGUUUUAAUAUGUACAUUAAACAGUUCUGUUAGAGCAUCUAUAUUAGAAUUGCAUCCGCCAAAAAAUAGAUGGGGACAUCAAGGACUAUUUACUGCAUUAGACCAUGCAAGUAUCAGAAGGGGCUACGAGGUCUACAAACAAGCAUGCAUUUCCUGUCAUUCCUUGAGGUAUGUGGCUUACAGACAUCUAGUAGGAGUGACUCAUACUGAAGCAGAAGCAAAAGCUGAAGCGCAAGAGCAGAUGAUAGUAGAUGGUCCUGACGAAGAAGGAAAUAUGUACGAGAGACCAGGAAAGCUAUCCGAUUUCUUCCGUCCUCCAUAUCCCAACGAAGAAGCUGCUCGAGCUGCUAACAAUGGGGCAUAUCCUGCAGAUUUGAGUUACGUUGUUCUUGGUAGAACACACGGCGAAGACUACGUGUUUUCUCUUCUUACUGGCUACUGCGACCCUCCAGCAGGAGUAGUGCUCAGAGAUGGACAGUACUACAACCCAUACUUCAUAGGAGGGGCCACAGCCAUGGGACCACCACUCUUUGAUGACUCGGCUGAAUAUGCAGAUGGUACACCGGCCUACGCAAGCCAGUUAGCAAAAGACGUAACCGUUUUCCUAAAAUGGGCAGGAGAGCCAGAGUUUGACCAAAGACAGAGAAUGAUGGUUAAACUUCUAACAGCGGGCAGUAUGUUGAUGGUCGCCGUGUGGUUUAUGUUCAGGUUCAGAUUCAUGACCCUCAGAGCCAGAAAAUUUCAGUAUAGACCUAAAGGCGAUAAGCACAUAUGUGACAAACAUUAAUAGAUAUUUUGAUGGGUUUAAAGGACACCGCAUACAUCUUAUGGAAAAUAUAAUGUCACCCAAAUUCAAUAAAAUUUACAUGAAUAGAUUCGUCUCAAAUUAACGUUCAAUUCAUAUCAUUGCGUCAACUCUUAAUUAUAAUUUGUCACGGCGCAAAUUUCAAUUAAAGUUUAUCGAAAUCACAUUUUUGAAGUUCAUAAAAGUGUCAGUCACAAUCAUUAUUACUCUGGACGCUAUUCAAAACAGCUUAAACCCCGCGGGACCUAAGCGGAUUAGUGAAACUAAUAUAACAAGAGGCUUAAUAGCCGGAGAAGAUUUAUGGAUUACCGAUAAUUUGGGUAUUUUAAAAUAUUAUUUCUCUCUCUAUCUUACGUACGUACCCAUUUGAUUUCAGAUUUAUUUAUAUCAAUUUAUGCGCUUAUUAUUAAAAAUUCAGAGUUGGCGCAAUGAUAUGAAAUUACCGUCAAUUCGAUACGAAUCUAUUUAUGUAAAUUUUACUGAAUUUGAAUGACAUUAUAUUUUCCUUAAGAUAUGUGCGGUGUUCUUUUGAUAUAUUUUAAGGCACGUACCCACUAUGUUGGCACUCCGCGCUCCUGCAACUGCUCCACAUAGUGGAUGCGUUCGUGCUGCCGGCCCGUACAACAGUGCGCGCUCCGCCUUGGUGCUCCAAUCGGUUGCGUUUUUUAUGUAGAGGAGCGCAUGCAGUAUCGAUUUAAACAGUUGCAGGGAGCGCGAACUGCCAACCUAGCGGAUACGUGCCUUUACGUUGUGAUAUUUAUGAUGUUAUUUAUUCUGUUUAUUUUUAGUUUGUUAUUUUAUCUAUUUUGUUACUAGAUACUUUAUAUUGUUUUAAAAUAUGUAGCGGGCAAAUUUGU